UUUUGCCCAGCGCCUUCAGGAAUUGAAAGUUCAGUAACUGAAAGUCAUUAAAAUGCUCACAGCAGCCCUGCGUGGUAGUUUUCCCCCAAGCUGGUGCCCUCCUAUGGGGUGGACUCCACCUCCCAUCAUCCCCUGAAUGGGCUUCGUUUAGUCCAGCUUCCAUGGCCAGCCAUCAUCCCUGGCAGUUCAUGGAGGCUGCAUCACAAUGGAUGGCGGAGAAGGUAGUGCUGACCUUGUGAUUAACAAAAGGUUUGUGUCUGAAGCGGAGAUCGAAGAGCGUCGCAAGCGAAGGCAGGAAGAAUGGGAGAAAGUUCGGAAACCAGAAGACCCUGAAGAAUGUCCGGAGGAAGAAUAUGAUCACCGCUCACUCUAUGAAAGACUUCAGGAGCAGAAGGACAAGAAGCAGCAGGAGUUUGAAGAGCAGUUCAAGUUCAAAAACAUGGUCCGAGGCCUAGACGAAGAUGAGUCGAAGUUCCUUGAUGAGGUUUCCCGGCAGCAAGUGUUAAUAGAAAAGCAGCAUCGUGAGGAGGAGCUCAAAGAACUCAAAGAAUACAGAAGCACUUUGGCAAAGGCUGACCUGAAGAAGGAAGCAGAGAAGAAAUUGCCGGCGAAACCAACAGAAAACAAGAGCAAGUUCUCUCAGGCAAAGCUGUUGGCGGGAGCUGUGAAACACAGAAGUUCCGACGGUGCCAACAGCGUGAAGAGGCUGAAGCUUGAUUCCGACCCUGACCUCGACAAGGCUCCAGAGCAGCCAUCCUGCAUGCCGCUGGGCAGUGGCUCCGUGAGCGGCUCGACCCUCCACUGCCCCUCCGCGGCUGUGUGCAUCGGGAUCCUGCCCGGCCUGGGGGCCUACUCGGGAAGCAGCGACUCUGAGUCUAGCUCGGACAGUGAAGGGACCAUCAACUCCACCGGCAAAAUCGUCUCGUCUGUUUUUCGGGGCAGCAAUUUCUUUGAUGCCCCGCUGUAGGAUUCUCCCCAGCUAGUCAGAGGCUCAGGUGGAACUUUUAAAAGGAAAAAAAACCACAUGGUUUUCAUCAUACUGGGCAUACUCCAACCUCACAAGUUUUCACCUGUCUGUUUCCACCCCACCCCCAGAGAAUACCAACAAAAUGUCCUGAAUCUCUCUUUGUGAGUUUCCCCUCUCUUUCCUCCUCCCUGCCAACCCCCCCUCUAAAACAGCAUCCUCCUUAGGAGACAGACUUUGGAUCGUUGAUCAGUGAAUUUUCCUCCGGAAAUCUACCUGUUUAAAGGGAAGCAUGAAUCGUUGAGAGUCCACAAUAAAGAUGGUUGAGCUGUCAUGUUUUUAAAAGAUUUCGUGGGGGUUGCUGUGCUUUGGUUUUACAGAAGAGCCUGCUUUUUUUGAGAGGGGGGGAAGUAGAUGUCUGCCAAGUGUGAGCACAUGGCCCGGUGCUCUUUUUAGUUUCAAUUACCAUUUUUCAUGUCUAAUUGAGAGGAAGUAAAAAAAUCAAGCAGAUGGCAAGAUGCAGAUUGUCAUGAUACUGUUAACAGAGUUUUAGUGUUGUAUAUGAUUAAAGAAAUCCUGAAUGCAUUUUUUAAAAAAAUAUA
Messenger RNA from Pogona vitticeps (central bearded dragon), 1566 nucleotides. The record is from RefSeq and is a predicted model, not a curated record. Lineage: Eukaryota; Metazoa; Chordata; Lepidosauria; Squamata; Agamidae.